AUGAUGGUCUCAAGACCCGUUGCCCAAUUGCCCGGCAGCCAGCUGCCGGUGGCCCAGCAGCACCCCUCGCAGUCAUCAUCAUCCUCAUCGACGACCACCUCAGCUUCUGAGACUACGGCGCCGCCGGCGACAUCGCUUCUGGUGGCCACCACAUCAACCCAGGCUCAGCUGUCGAGCCCUCAGCAACUAGCCAGCCCCAUUCAGGUGGCGACAAAUUCCGCUUUUCGGCCCAUCGUCCCGCACACGCUGUCGCCAAAUGAUGCGAAUGCCAUCGGUGGCGAUUCAUUUUUCCUCUCCGCCAUUCACUCAUUCGUACUGUCAUCUCCAAGCGAUGACUCGGCCAGCGACUCCAACCACUCGUCAUCGGAUAGAGGCUGUAACGAGGAGUUCUCGGCCACCACUCUGCUCUGUCAAGUAUGCUCGGACAAGGCUAGCGGAUUCCACUACGGCGUGUUCGCUUGUGAGGGAUGCAAGGGUUUCUUCCGCCGAUCUAUACAACAGAAAAUCCAAUAUCGCCCAUGUACGCGAAGUCAGGAGUGCUUGAUCGUUCGCAAUAAUCGCAAUCGUUGUCAGUACUGUCGACUAAAGAAAUGCAUCAUGGUCGGAAUGUCUCGAGAUGCUGUUCGUUUCGGACGUGUCCCUAAACGAGAGAAGGCAAAGAUGGUGGAAGAAAUGCAAAGAACAUCGGCUCAGUCUCAGCUUGAUGCUCUAGCGGUCCAGUUCGAGAACGAAGCGGAUGCCAUUGAAAGAAUAGCCGCUGCUUUUACGUUGCUAUGUGGAACGGUCGAAACCUGCGUUGUCCCAUUACCGAACGGUCGCUGUCCGCUGCAGUUUCAUUCAUAUCUGACAGCAAUCAAAGCUGUUGUUGACUUUGCAAACACAAUUCCCGGAUUUCUAUGCUUGGCACAAGCAGAUAGGAUCCAGCUUUUGAAGAGUUGCGUGUUCGACGUGCUCCUACUGGCUUCCGCAUCUCGAGGUCCUGGCGCAGAGACGGCGCUGCCAGCUUCACCGCUGCUGACGCACUCACUGACACACUUCUCGCACCGCUUACGGACACUGCCGGUUGGCUGUGCUUCUCUGCUGACGGCCUUGGCAGUCUGCCAACAAGAUGUGCUGCUGCCGCUUCCGUCGCUGUCCACACGUCUGGUCGAACGGCUAUGGUGGUUGAUGGCGCGAGUCGGCGGCCCGGCUACGCUGGCGGUCGCACCUUCGCUGCUGGCCGAUGUUCGCACUCUCCGAAUGUGGCACAACGAUCGGCUCCGAACACCUCCGCCGGUUCCGACGUGCGUGCCGAUUCCUGCGCCAGUGGCCGUCGAUGUGUCGUCUCCGGCGAGGUCAUUCCGCGAAAGGCACGCGUCCAUCGCGUCGCUUCUGGAGAAGCCGCCAGUCUGCUUGCUCUCUCCCCGCUCUGUCUCCAGCGAGCCGAGCGUGAAAACCGAGAUCAAGCAAGAGGAGAACGAGGAGCCGCUGAACCUCUGCACGCGAGAGGACUCGAAAGACAUCAAAGUAUGGAGCUCUGCGCCACCCGCAUGUUCUCCGAGAAGUGUAUCAGUCGCUCGGAGGUAGGCAGCUUGCGGCUGCUUCCACUUCCUUUCCUACCACUUACAGUGCAGCACAUGACGCGAGCGAAUUCCUUUCGAAAGCGACCUGAAAUUGCUGCUUGUAAGUGUGUUCCUUGGUAGCACUGUAGAUUUUUUGGACACAGUUUUCACCUAGUUAACAUAGUUAUAAUUGCACUUUUUCUUAAGUUUUCUCGAGCUUUUUACGAUCCGGUUUUCCAUGAUAGGUGACGAAUAGGAUGCGUUGGUCUCUUUGUUUGCCUCAUAUAAUAAUUUUGUAUCUUCUUCAGCGUAAUGUGACGAGGGGUGGUACCAAUUUUUUUUAUUUUUUCUUGCAAAAGUAGCAUUUUCUGAAAUCUGGGAGGGCUAGGUCAAAAUCGCUUUUAGUAGUUGUGGACUCGUCAAUGAAAACGUGUCUCACAUAGUGGCUAGCUUAGUUCCUUGACCGCCCCCUGUUUGUCUCAGUGUCCCUUGUCUGGCCUCAGCUUUGUCAUCUUCUUUUAUUAUGUCUGUUACACGUUUGUUGAUGUUCUGAUGUUUUGUAAAAUCAGAUUGACUUUUCCUGACGGGAUUCGUACGUGUAAAUAUACUCUUGCAGAUAGAAAAUAAAUCUAAAUGUGAAA
This is a messenger RNA of Cylicocyclus nassatus, 2182 nucleotides long. The record is from the annotation of a GenBank genome assembly. NCBI's taxonomy places the organism in Eukaryota, Metazoa, Nematoda, Chromadorea, Rhabditida, Strongylidae.